CUCUUCUACUUGGCCUUGUCCCUCCACAACGCAAAGAAAACGACAACGUUUCGCACGAAGAGCAGUUUGAUGAUGUUCAGUUGGUUUUUUUCCUUAAACCCUCCGUUGUCUUGUCGUCCACGCACGUUCCGCUCCGUUCGAAAACCCCCACCGUCUCUCGUCCUGCACCGCUCGUUCCCUAGCAAAAGUUCUCGGCUUCCGGAAUUUGUCCUUCAAUCGGAGCCAGCAAAAAUGUUGCUGUCGAGGAUCCUGUCCCGCUCUUCCCGGAGCGCGAGCCGGACCGCCUCCCUCCUCCUGCCUUCUCCUCCUCCUCCCGGAACGCGUCCCCCGCCGCUCGUCUCCGAUCAGUGUCGCCCGCUCGCGUGCGGUCCUCCGAGCAAGGCGGUACCCACUAAUCAGUUCACCUUCCAUGCUACUCCAUUUCGGCAGUAUGGAAUCUCGUCAUCUGCUUCUCCUGAGAAUAUAGAGAGGGUUUCAAACUCUGAGGCCACAAAAGCAAGUGGAAAUGCUGAAAAUUCGAAUGGAUCAGGAGAUAGGAGUGCUGGAGAGUCGAAAGUGUCCGGCGAAACAGAAACAUCAGGCACCAGAUUAGAAGCGGCUCGUGAACCUAAUAAGACGAGGAGAAAAGCUGCAAAAAGGACGGCCUUUUCAGAUUCAGAAUCGGAGGGUGAGAAGGAACUAUCUAUGGAUGACUUGGCAAAACUUGUGGCAGAGAAGGAAGAACUUUUGAAGUUGAAGCACAAAGAGAUUGAAGGAAUGCAAGAUAAAGUCCUUCGAAGUUAUGCAGAGAUGGAGAAUGUGAUGGACAGAACCAGGCGGGAAGCUGAGAAUUCCAAGAAAUACGCUGUACAGAAUUUUGCUAAAAAUUUAUUGGAUGUUGCAGACAACUUGGGGAGAGCAUCCUCGGUUGUCAAAGAAAGCUUCUCUAAGAUUGAUGCAAAGGAUGGUGAUGGAGCAGUGCCUCUCUUAAGAACUCUUCUAGAAGGCGUUGACAUGACGGAGAAGCAGCUUGUUGAGGUAUUUAAGAAACACGGCAUCGAAAAAUAUGAUCCUACUAAUGAGCCGAUUGACCCACAUAGGCAUAAUGCAGUAUUCCAGAUGCCAGACAGUUCUAAGCCCCCAGGCACUGUUGCUGCUGUGCUAAAGGCUGGUUACAUGCUCUACGACCGAGUUCUUCGUCCUGCGGAGGUCGGUGUGACUCAAGCGGAGGAAAAUGAUGCAACAGCUGAGAAAGGCUCUUAAGCUUCUGCAAAAGCUUUAGGAGGCAUGGGGUUUGUAGUUUGACAGGAAGCCUCAAUCAAUGUGGAGACACUUAACUUGAUUACAUCAUGUCUGGAGCUUUCUCCUGAUCGUUAGAGGAGAACGGACUUAUAGGAGGAUCUUGAAUACAGUGCAGAGGAUGUCGAUUCAUCUUUCCCCAUUAACUUGCGGCAUUACACAAUUCAGUUUGGAUAUGUACGACGAUAUAAUGGCACUUUCAUGCCUCAAAAUUUUGAUACUUGUUACGUCAAUAA
Molecule: messenger RNA, 1514 nt
Organism: Syzygium oleosum
Lineage: Eukaryota; Viridiplantae; Streptophyta; Magnoliopsida; Myrtales; Myrtaceae
Product: grpE protein homolog 2, mitochondrial-like
Exons: 5
Coding region: 70-1242 (390 amino acids)
Biological process (GO): protein folding; protein import into mitochondrial matrix
Cellular component (GO): PAM complex, Tim23 associated import motor
Molecular function (GO): protein-folding chaperone binding; protein homodimerization activity; adenyl-nucleotide exchange factor activity
Source: RefSeq, a predicted model, not a curated record